Gambusia affinis (western mosquitofish) is the source of this 7014-nucleotide messenger RNA. RefSeq names its product hook microtubule-tethering protein 3 (gene hook3). Gene Ontology annotation, molecular function: dynein light intermediate chain binding; microtubule binding. Lineage: Eukaryota; Metazoa; Chordata; Actinopteri; Cyprinodontiformes; Poeciliidae. The coding region runs from base 142 to 2307 and encodes 721 amino acids. The transcript has 24 exons. The record is from RefSeq and is a predicted model, not a curated record. Gene Ontology annotation, cellular component: cytoplasm; centrosome. Gene Ontology annotation, biological process: cytoskeleton-dependent intracellular transport; cytoplasmic microtubule organization.
GCAAAGCAGCGAACCCGAUCACUGGCCGACGGAUUGGUGAGACACAGAAAAAGCAGCAGAGAUCUCUGGAGUGUAUGAAGCUCGCUGUUAAGUUCGGGCUCUCUUCGCCACGCAGACUCAGCCAGCCUACGUGAAGUAACCAUGAGUACAUCAGAGUCAUUGGAUCGAAUGGAACUCUGCGAAAGUCUCUUGACAUGGAUCCAAACAUUUGGGGUGGAAGCACCAUGUAAGACAGUUGAAGAUUUGACCAGUGGGGUUGUAAUGGCCCAAAUCCUGCAGAAAAUAGAUAUAUCAUAUUUUAAUGAUGCUUGGAUUACCAGAAUCAAGCCAGAGGCUGGGGACAACUGGAGGUUAAAGGUCAGCAAUCUAAAGAAAAUCUUGAAAGGCAUACUGGACUAUUACCAGGAGGUCUUAGGUCAACACAUCAAUGAUUUCACACUACCAGAUGUAAAUUUGAUAGGAGAACACUCUGAUGCUGCAGAACUCGGGAGAAUGUUACAACUCAUUCUGGGCUGUGCCGUUAACUGCGAACAGAAACAAGAAUACAUCCAGACCAUAAUGGUGAUGGAGGAAUCAGUACAGCAUGUUGUCAUGACCGCCAUUCAGGAGCUGAUGAGUAAAGAGACUGCUGUUACCCCUGGAGGAAAUGACUCAUAUGUAGAUCUGGACAGAGAGCUUAAGAAGACGAUUGAGGAGCUGAAUGAUGCUUUGGCAACCAAGGAAGAGAUUGCUCAGCGGUGUCGCGAGCUUGACUUGCAGGUAGCGGCUCUGCAAGAGGAGAAGAGCAGUCUGUUGGCAGAAAACCAGGUCCUGAUGGAGAGACUUAACCAGUCUGACUCCAUCGAGGACAUAAACAGCCCUGCUGGACGUAGACAUCUCCAGCUGCAGACACAGCUGGAGCAGCUACAAGAAGAAACCUUCCGUCUGGAGGCGGCAAAAGACGACUACCGGAUCCGUUGUGAGGAGCUAGAGAAAGAGCUCCUAGAUGUGAAGUCCCAGAAUGAAGAGCUCACGUCUUUGGCAGAUGAAGCCCAGUCUCUAAAGGAUGAGAUGGAUGUGCUUAGACAUUCAUCUGACAAAGUUUCCAAACUUGAGGGAACCGUGGAACACUACAAGAAAAAACUGGAGGACAUGGGGCUACUCAGGAGACAGAUUAAACUUCUGGAGGAGAAGAACACAGUGUUAAUGCAGACUAAUGUCAGCUUGGAGGAGGAGCUUCGGAAGGCCAAUGCUGCCAAGGGCCAACUGGAGACCUACAAGAGACAGGUGGUCGAACUUCAGAACAGACUUUCAGAAGAGUCUAAAAAGGCCGACAAGAUGGAGUUUGAGUACAAACGCCUCAAAGAGAAAGUGGACUCUCUACAAAAAGAAAAAGAUCGCAUGAGAACAGAAAGAGACUCUCUUAAGGAAACUAUUGAGGAACUCCACUGUGUUCAGGCUCAAGAGGGACAACUUACAUCAGGUUUAUUCCCACUAGGGCGCAAUGAAGGCUCAGAUUCCCUGGCUGCUGAGAUCACCACUCCAGAAGUCCGGGAACAUCUGAUUCGCCUUCAGCAUGAAAACAAAAUGCUGAAGCUGGCCCAGGAGGGAUCAGACAACGAGAAGAUCGCUUUGCUGCAGAGCCUGCUGGAAGAUGCCAACAGAAGAAAAAGUGAACUGGAGACAGAAAACAGAUUAAUCAAUCAGCGGUUGAUGGAGGAGCAGAGUCAGGUGGAUGAGCUCCAAAAGACGGUGCAAGAACAGGGUUCAAAAGCAGAUGAUUCAUCAGUUCUGAAGAAGAAAUAUGAUGAACAUGUGGAGAAGUUACAAGAAGUGAACAACGAGUUACUGAAGAAAAAUGCUAUCAUCGAUGAAAUGGAGCCUAAAUACAAUGCCAGCUCUCAACGAGUGGAUGAGCUUGAAGAAGCUCUGAAGAAAAAAGAUGAAGAGAUGAAACAGAUGGAGGAGAGAUACAAGAAAUAUCUUGAAAAAGCAAAAAGUGUUAUUCGGACGCUGGACCCGAAACAGAACCAAGGCUCCGGUCCGGAGGUUCAGGCCCUGAAAAACCAGCUCCAGGAGAAGGAGAGGAUGUUGCUCUCACUGGAGAAAGAAAUGGACAAGACAAAAAGCCAGCGAGAUCACGAGGAGAAACUGAUUGUUUCGGCCUGGUACAACAUGGGUAUAUCUCUGCAGAAAAAGGCGGCUGAAGACCGACUUGCCAACACCGGCUCUGGUCAGUCCUUCCUGGCCCGACAGAGACAAGCCACCAGCACACGUCGCUCCUACCCAGGCCACGUCCAGCCAGCUACCGCAAGAUCCAUGAGGUAAAGAUUCAGGGCGAGGAGGCCCAAAUCUUUCACCGUUUUUUUUUCUUCCUGCCAAAUCCUAUUUUAACCUUGACUCCCAUCGAGUGAUGCAAGACUUCUACCUGAUUUGAACCCCAGCAGUUUUUUUUUAUAUUGACUAAUCACUCCUAAUGCCCUUCCAUCUGACCUCUUGUUGAACUUGUUCUGUGUGACAAACUUUACCAUUCAGCUAAUCUGGACCCAGGCGCUCAGAAGACUAGCAACUUUUUGAGAAGUUAUCUGUUUUUCAGCUCUACCUUUUCAUGCAGUAUUUAUGCACUUCUCUACCUGUGACAUUCACUUUUAUUGGAGAAUGACUGUCCUGCUUAAGGUUUGCUUGGCAGCAAGGUCUAAUGUUUAAAUUUUAUUUCAUAUAUCUUUCUACAGUUGGUCUUAAUUAACUGAUUCAUAGGAAGAUUUGUGUUGUUUUUAUUUUUUCUGUAAAUGUCUGAAUAAGGUGAUAAUGGCAUUUAGAUUAACGAGGCUACAGCUGGGAAAACAAAAGCAAUAAUCGGGAAUUUUUCUCUCUUUUUUUAUUUUUUCAAAAAAAAAAGGGGUUUGAAGUUGCUUCAGAAGGUGCAAUUCAUAAUUAGCUACAGUGCUGGUCAGAAGUUUUGUCGUCGACAAGAAUUUAUUUCAUUUUCAGUUCCUAGUUUGUUUGGAAUGUUUCUUCUUUUUUUUGCAAGGAGUAUUUAAAAGCAAUAAAACACAGGUAAUUUUUUUCAACAGGAAUGUACAACUUUGAAAAUUUUGUCCUAUUUAUAUCAGGUUCAAAAAUAUUUGGAUAUGUUUGAGAAUUGGGAAAAUUGCAGGGGCAUUGUUAAAUGACAUUUUUCAUGAAGCUUUUCCUUCUUCAUUAUACAAUCCCCCCACUAUACAUGAGCGUCAGGAUUUCUGCUGUGGUUUACCAAUGUAGUUUAAAUGUGUCAUGGGAGUUAGACUGCUUUCAGUUCUCCAAAUAUACAAUUAAUAGAUAUGCCAGCCAUUCUAUUAAUAACAUAGUAAACUACUAAAUAUUGCAGUUUUUUUUACAGUUACAAUAUUGCACACAUGUAUUGUGGUAUUGAUUGCAAUUCCCCUGUUUGUCAUCAUCACAACAACGAACACAUGCAAACUUCUGACCUGCGCUGUAGAUUGUUAAAUGUUCCUGUGUGUUAGGAUUUUGGUUAGCUUGUUUAGUAAAUAACAGGAUUCUGGAGCGAAACCACUGGAUCUGGUUUUUAGCUUUACCAGCAUGUUCUGGUUUGUGUUGAACAACGUUUGUGUGCCAUAGAUUUUUACUGUCUGUUCCUCUCAACGAACCAUUCUGCAGGACUUUCCUCCAAGAUAAAAUACUUCACCGGCUUUUAGCCAGGCCAUUGUUUCAGAGUUUGAAUCACGUUGUUAUGGGGAAAACUCUGAAGUAUUCAGAAUUGAAGAAGAUGAUCUAUGUUUCCAUAUAAGAAUUUUAGAUGCUCCUUUAGCAGGAGUUGCACAAAUUGUUUUGCAUCAGAUUUCUUUUCCAUUCUCUGUUUGACCCAAAUAUUUCAUGACAAGGUCUUCUAUUAACUUUAAUUUUAAACUGACACAGUGCUUUUUAUGCUAACCAGCUCUCCCAUCUGACUAUAACAUCUCUCUCUCCUCCUCCUACAGCAAUAUCACUGCAUGACUGGUAUGCCAGUGAGCUACUCCUAGCCUUGUGCAGCCGGGCCCGGCCUUGUCCCGCUGUGGCCUGCCCUGACCCCGGGCCGGGCUAGGCUGAGGCACCUGAUGCAUGAACCUGCCUGCCUACUGUUUGCAUGACCCCUCUUUGUUAUUUCAAGCCUUCAAAAUAACCCGUCCCUCUAUCGGCUGCAGCAGCAUGAGCACUAACAACCCUUCCGCAUUGUUAUGCAGCAUAAUCUCCAGGCAAGUCUGACGAGGGAUUUGGGAUCUGAAAAGAAAAAUUCUCUGAUUAAUUCCCUUUUCCACCUUCCAUGCCAAUAGUCUGAUGUUAAUGUCCCUGUCCUCCCUCCUUCAUACCUUCUAACUCCACUGUUACACUUGAUGGACACAUCCACUUGUGCUUUCACAUGCAACAAGUCUGUUACAAUGCAGUGUGUGUUUCAAACAUCCCAGAAGGGAUCAGAGUACACCAGUAUUUCCUGUCCAUCAACCUGUUUAGUAUUUAUGAAGAUCUUGUCUCCGGCUGGCUGUGUCAGAAUACCUCAGUGACAGAUUUCCACAGAUCUAUUUCAGUCUACAUGACUGAGAGGAUUAAUGUGUUAUUUAAGAGGUACGGCCUGCAAAUUGGUCUUAUUUAGAGUUUUCUCUCCUCUAAACUGUUGCAUCACUUCUGACCUCUUAUUUGUUGGGUUGGAUUUUAAAGAUGUUUUUUUGUUUAAAUUAUGUUAAUUUAAUCCAGGUGGUGAUUACAGCAAGUUUUGAACAAAGCAAAAGCUUUUGGGGGUUUUCCUCAGUGGCCUUGUUUUUAAGAGCUGAGGAUGGUAAAUAAUGUGUGCUAUAUUAACAGUCUUGUUACAGAUUAGUUUUUACUUGAGUUAAAAGUCCUCAUUAAGCCUAAUCUUGCCUCUUUCCAGCCCUUUUUCUACAUUAGAAUUUUUUUUUUCAUCUUAUUUAAUUUAUUUUUUGAGUGUAGGCCACAAUUUUAGAGAUGAUUGUAAUUAUACCAAAAAGCUUAUCUCUUUUUUUUUAUGAUUUAUAAUUUAAAAUUACGAUAUUAGAUUAAAAGUGCAUUUGCAUUGGUAAACCAACGGGCAGUCUGUUCACUUUAGGGCCUAAAGUAAACCUCAUGUUUAGGCUGAGUAGUAAUCAGUGAAAUUAUGUGGAAAAUGUGGAAAAAGGUUUCAUUAAUUAUAACUUCCUUUAAGGAAAAUGUAGUAUUCGGUAUUAUCAGAGCUAAAAGACUUGCAGUACCAAAAUAUGUUGGCAUUUUUUGAUCAUGGAAUAAGAUGCAGUUCAUUCACUUUUAAGCAAAUUUAGAUGUUUCUGUCAGCUAUGUAUGUAUGUUUUUCAGUUUUGUUUUAGUAAAUGUUUUAUUUAACUUUUAUUUUCCAGAGUUCAUUAAAAAUCUUAUCCAGAAUCUGACAGGAUGGACAAGUUGCACGUGUUAAACCUUAAAAGUGAGAGAUGGUUUGAUCCUCCAGUUGAGUGCCUUUUGUUUAUGAUGCUAUCAAAAGGUUUUUAGGUUUGGAUUCAAUAAGUUACAAGGUUUAUUUUAGUAUUUACAGCAAAAAAUGUCAGUUUGUCUUUAUCUUGACAAUAACUUAACUCUAAGUUUGGCUUAAUGAGAGCUUUUCUCCCCACCGUUUUACUCAUACUUCUUCUAUUGUGUAAUCUUAGUUUAAUCCAUGCAAUGCAUUUUAUCCUAAAGGCUUAUUUAUUAUUUUUUGCUUGUACAGCAGUCUUAAAAUGUUUUUUAAUUAGUAGUAUUAUGAUAUUACCAUUUAUACUGUUACAAUGGAUGUAAUUUAGAUCAAAAUACUGUUAAAUGACAUAUGCAACUAAAGGAGAAGGUUUCUAGUAUUAAAGCAUUUGUCUCCAAGUAUAAACUGGAGGAGUGAAAGUUACAGUACUUGUACCGACAGUGUUUACAGGAAAAAAAAAUCCUUUUUAUUUUAAACACUGCGCAAAUAAAUUUGCACUUGUAAUUGAGUAUGACGCUUUUCUCUUGAACAAAAGAAAUAAAACCACAUUUUAAUUCUCAAGAUUUGCAGCACUCCUACAAAUGACCCUUUAAGUUUAUGAACGAUGGACGUGAGAUUGGUAUGAUGGUAGCAAAAAUGAUCAUCAAAUAAAACUUUUUUCAAAGCAGCGUUGAAAUAACAUUUAAGGACAUAGAUAAAGUUUCCAGGAUUUCUUUAUAUAUAUAUAUGAACCAUAUUUUUGUAAAUUAUGCAACAUUAACCAAUUUUCUAUUUGUACUUUAAGUAAUGUUACACAGACCUCUUAACCGUCCAUCCUCAGAACAUGGUUUGUAUAUAUUGCAAACGCAUCCACAUUGUGGUUGACCCGUUGACAUUUAUGUCAGGGAUUUGGGCAAACCUGCAUUAUGAACACUCAGCUAAAAAGAAAAAAAAAAAGCAGGGUUUCUGGUUUCUUCCUUGAAUCCCUAUUAAACCACCUACUGUAAUUUUGCUUUUGCAUACCUCCAUUACCUGAUCACAGGUGGGGGCAAUUUGUUGUCCUUUUCAAUGCACAUUUCUUUGCAAUAAAGAAGGGGUUAAAAAUCUGGUGUGCUGCUCUAACUGAAACGUUGAAACUCCCUUUAGUGUUCAAAGAACAAAUAUUUUUCAUAAACAUGCUAAAACCCAUUUAAAACUACAAUGUCUGUGUAUUUUUACAUGCCUCGUGUUCCCUAGAGUUUUUUAAUUUGGCUGGUAAUAUCACUAAGGCUCUGUCAAAUGAAUUAGAAAGCUGAAAUAAGCAACAAGGGGCCUUGUCUGGUUAUUGUUCCAUGAAUCCCAAAGUAGCAAAUAAUGUCCUAUUUGCCAAUAUUUUAUAUUGCUUGUAUAGUAAGACAAAUUGUACAUAACAUUUGUGGUCAUGUCGUAGGGAUGUUUGAAUAUUUGCAAUUGAGGAAAUCAGAAGAUCAUGUCUAGUUUGGUGGAUUUCAUCUCACAUUUAUCCAACAAGGAUUAUGCUGAUGAAAAUGUGCUUCCAACACCAUGAAACUUAGAAACCAUGUUGUAAAUAAAACUUGUAUAAAACA